Molecule: messenger RNA, 889 nt
Organism: Sinocyclocheilus grahami
Lineage: Eukaryota; Metazoa; Chordata; Actinopteri; Cypriniformes; Cyprinidae
Product: TBC1 domain family member 15-like
Exons: 8
Biological process (GO): activation of GTPase activity
Molecular function (GO): GTPase activator activity
Source: RefSeq, a predicted model, not a curated record
GAGUCCCGAUGAUGAAAGUGUCUUGAUUGUCAGCACCUACAGCAAAGCCUUCUCACAGUCCUUUGAGAAUCUUCUGGAUGAUACAAACUAUGGCUUGGUACAGAAAUUCAAGAAAGAUCCUUAUACAACAACGCUGGGUGGCUUCUCCAAAGUCACAAACUACCUCUUUGACGCAUUUCGGGUGCCUGAAUUAGAAUGUCACCAGCGGCCUGCCGAGGAGGUGGCAGAUUUGUUGGGAGAACUCAUUCCUGGACUAGAGAUUAACCAGCAGGAAGAGCCUGGAUUUGAAGUCAUCACCAGACUUGAUCUGGGACCAAGGCCAGAGGUGCAAAGAAGGGGGCCAGCAACAAUGGAAGAAUGGGCAAAGUACCAGGACUCAGAGGGAAGAAUAACCAAUGUACCUCACUUAAAGGAUGUUAUAUUUAAAGGGGGUCUUUGCCAUGCGGUGAGGAGGGAGGCUUGGAAGUUUUUGCUCUGCUAUUUUCCAUGGAACAGCACUCAUGAAGAAAGGAAGCUCCUGCAAAAGAGAAAAACUGAUGAAUACUUCAGAAUGAAGCUUCAGUGGAAGUCAGUAAGCGAGGAGCAAGAAAGAAGAAACUCAAGGUUACGAGAUUAUAGGAGCCUUAUUGAAAAAGAUGUGAACCGAACUGACCGAAAUAACAAAUUUUACGAAGGCCUGGACAACCCUGGCUUGAUAUUACUACAUGACAUCCUGAUGACGUACUGCAUGUUUGACUUUGAUUUAGGGUAUGUGCAGGGCAUGAGUGAUCUGCUCUCUCCCAUCCUCUUUGUGAUGGAGAAUGAAGUGGAUGCCUUCUGGUGCUUUGUUUCCUUCAUGGAUGAAAUGCAUGAAAACUUUGAAGAGCAGAUGCAGGGGAUGAAGACCCAA